GUAGAAGCGAGAAAAAAAUUGUUGGUGGCUCGUGCAACGAUUCGAUAUCGACAAAUUUACCUACGGGGUGGUGUUGUAGAUCAACUCUCUUAAUGUUAAAACUGUUAUAGGAAGUUGUCGUACAAUGGGGGAGCAACCAAUUUUCACUUGCAACGCUCAUGUGUUCCACAUAGAUCCCAAAACCAAACGCACUUGGAUAACCGCAAGUUCGAAGGCCAUCGCCGUUAGCUUCUUCUAUGAUUCCUCUCGCAAUCUCUACAGAAUUAUCAGUGUUGAAGGGAGUAAGGCUGUUAUCAAUUCCACUAUUACUCCGAAUAUGACCUUUACUCAAACAUCCCAAAAGUUUGGCCAAUGGAGUGAUGUACGUGCCAAUACAGUUUACGGGCUUGGUUUUGCAUCAGAAGCCGAGCUUGGUAAGUUCAUAGUGAAGUUUCAGGAAGUGAAGGAAGCCACAAAGGAUGCUCUCAACAAAGCAUCUGCAAACGGUAACUCGGCUGCAGCAUCGGCCAACGCAUCGCCUAUAACGGCACGUGCAUCGGCCAAUAGUGGCGAUAUCUUCGAAUCCGGAAAUUUGGAACCACCACUGGCGCCGGCAAGCAGCAUUUCGACGAGCUGUAAAACCGACAGUCCAUCGCAUAACAAUAUCACUGAGACGAAUGCUAACAAUCUGAAUAAUGAACUAAAGCAAUUGUCAAUUAACAAUUCAACAUCGAACGAUGGCACGGUAACUUCGACGUCGGAGCAACAACUAAAAUACGAGAACGAAAGAUUGAAGCUCGCUCUAGCGCAAAGUUCUGCUAAUGCUAAAAAGUGGGAGAUUGAGUUGGCAACAUUGAAAAGUAAUAAUCUACGAUUAACGAGCGCUUUGCAGGAGUCCACGGCAAAUGUCGAUGAGUGGAAACGGCAAUUGCACUCGUACAAGGAAGAAAAUCAAAGAUUAAAAUUACGCUACCAAGAUCUGGAGGCGGGCAAAGGAGGAGCUGUUCCAACGGCAGGUGGUGCGAAUGCGUCCGGUUUAGCUUCAAAUGAGCUAACCGAAGAGCUAAGGCGUGAGAUUGUGUCUCUGAAGUCCAGGAUUGAGGGACUGGAGAUAGAACUUAGGAAUCAAGAAUUGGAACUGAAGGCAGCAAACAAAACGCUCAAAGAUAAACAAAACGAUCCUACCCUUAAACAGAUGACUAAUCUGUGCAAUCAGUUCAAUGCACAAAUAACUGAACUAAGCGGUAUUCACAAGGAGAUGGAAAAGUUGAUUCAGGUACAGCACAAAUCUACUUGAGAUAUGAAUGUGCCAAAAGCAGCAUCGAUGGCCAUUAGUAGUUCAACCGUAGAAUCUCAAUCCUCGACAUCGGUCGGCGGCGGUUGUAAUCCGAGCAUGAAGGUUGCAUCUCUUCCAGGAAAAAGUGUAGCUACAACUAAUAGUAUUUUCAACUACAGUACCAACAAUAAUAUACCACCAAUAGGAGCGAUAGAGAACAUCGCUGACAAGCAGCAAGAUGCAAAUGUGGUAGCGAAAGAGUCAGUAUCGCCGGACAAGCAGUUCCAUGGCAGAGGCCCCGCUUUGGCUAGUGGCGCAAGAACGACGGGGUCCACAAUUGUUUUAAUCAGCACAAAAAUAAGUAAUCCAUCUGCUACGGCGACGAUGAUGGGUUGUGGCACAAUGGGGGCAACGAUAAAAACGACCGGAACGUUGUACAACAUUCCUUCUGCUUCCCCUGCUGCGGUGACCACCGAUUACAGCGAUUCUCGGAAGCUGUCAAUGAUUUGUCAAGAAACGGGCAAAAAUACUGGUGACGAGAUUGACGGACAGUCCGAGAUCCAAUCCACUAGUAAAACCGCGACCAUACUGGUUUCGAAGCACAAGACCAAGACCGGACUACCUUUGCUAUUGAAAAAAUCAAAAAAGUAACAAAAUGAUUCUGAAGUGCGGACUAGAUAUGCCACAAAGCAACAUUCAGAACUGCUUAAAUGCUUUUUAUUUUCAAUAUCAAUAUUAUUGCGCUGUAGCAAAUUUGCAAUUUUAAUUGAUAAGUUUUUUAAGUACUUUUUACUACUUAUAUAAAUUAUGAACGCAAAAGCAUCAUCUAUGUACUGAUUUGAUGCAAUAUAACUUGUAUUGUUAAUAAUCGGACAAACUGAGCGGAUGAGGUUUGAAACGGUGCAAUUUUCGCUAUAGAAACUUGCCACUGAUAGUCUCCCAAGUAUUGGAAACCGAAACCGAUAAUGUAUGUUAGGAGGAAAGGCAGAACGCUCAUCUCAAGUGCAAAUUUUAAAGUAUUUUAGUUUUAACAAGCAUGAUUUUAAAAGUUUUACAUUAAGAAAGGUAUUUUAUUUUCGAUUCAGUAUUUCACGUACCACAACACAACCUAUGGAAUAGCAAUACAGGUUUUCCUUCCACAAACCACUCUUAUCAUCACUACAUUCCACAAACGCCAUGGUUAUUGCCAAUUAUUUUACACAUAAUCUUAUGGAGCAUUCCAACACAUGCUGCACGCACCAUAACUCUUUUCACAGAUAAAUCUCAAUAUGCCGUAGUCUGAUAUGCUUAAUUUACGUUACUGCCUUAAUUAACGUUAGAAGAAUCAAUCCUUCGCGGAUCAAUGCAACAAAUCAUAUAGUACCGUUAAAAAAACGCCAAAGAUGUUUAUGUUAAGUCUUUUUUUAUACCAGACAAUGUUUGCCAACUACAUAUAUCAUGGUUUUUAGUUAGUGGAUAGUUUUUUUUCCCAUUUCUUUCAUGUAUGCUACAUCGACAAAACGCGUAAACUACAGACAAAUCCUCCCCCUAAAUCGCCAAUACGUUUUAAAACCCCGAGGAAAAAGGUAUAUAAUAGCGAAAUGAUGAUCAAAAUGUAGAUGAUAGUGAUACUAAAGAAAAGUAUAGUAAAUGAAACACAAAGAGAGAUCGUGAGACGCGAUGGAGACGUGAAGGAAGAAAGUGCUAUAUGAAAGAUUCGUUAAGCAAAAGGAACAGUAUUUGAACAUAGAGUUUAAUAAGUACAGAAGAGCGAUUGAGCCCGCGACGGAAGAGAGGUACAAGAAGAGUAGGAAAAAGCUAUAGCAGUUGUUAAAAUGAUACACUCCACUCUUGCGUACGUAACCCUAAUAGAAAUUCUGCCUAUUACUGUGGUACAAUUUAUCCAUUUAUUACUAACUAAUCUUAUGAUGAUACACGGAUCUGAUAAGCCCCCGGUAUUGCUUAGAUGCUUGCUGUACCCACACACAGUACAUCGUAUGGGAUGUAUGUUAGCAUCGGAUCUGCAUAUUACAAUGAAUGAAUGAAGAAUCCCAAUGUAACUAUCAGCAUACAAGACACUUGAAGAAAAUACGCACGGUAGCGCAGAUCAACCACGGCCGGAACCUGCUGUUCAGUUACGAUGCUUUCUUUCCGAACGAUAUUUCUCCUAUAGCAGUUGCACACAGGAUCCUAGUCUGUAUCGGCCUCUUUAGUAUCUCAUGCGAAAGUUCGUGAUCGUGAUCGGGGAAAAGUAAUACUGCUAAUUAGAUGUUUGCAAUGUCUAGAUCAUACAGUCGUUUCGACAGGCGGGAAAGUUGAGUGUUGAUCAAAUGGGUCCUCCCUUUAUACGGUAUCACUUAGUGGAAUGUGAAUCUGAAUGGAAAGUAUUUCUUGAUCAUAUUAGCAACAAAAAAAAACUGCAACACGCACAACCAUAUAACGAGUUAGUUAUAAAACAUCAGCCUCAAACAUCCUGCUACACAAUGUGAUACGUUAUCAGUAUCCUUAGUGACUGGCUCUACCCAUACACUGAUUUUAUGCCUAUUAUCACAUAGCGUUGGAUACGAAGAAAAUGGAUGGGAUAGAAAAUCAUACAUGGAAAUUUGCGUGUUCAAGAUGAAUGAUAGGAGGUCUUACGAAAGCAUGUUACAGCCAAGAAAAUAUUUAAAUACUAAAAAAUCAUAUAUACACAACCUAUAUUCCCUUGGGACGAAACACACACACGAACCACAGCUGGAAGAGGAAAAACCCAUAUUAAAAUUAAAAAAAAAACACACUAGGGAACUCUGGUAUAAGGUAAACAAACAAACGAAAAAUAUGUUAUUGAUAAUGCGCAAAAUACUCCUUUUUACAAUAAAUCGAAAACCUGUUUGUCUACAGUA
Anopheles moucheti is the source of this 4116-nucleotide messenger RNA. It is a transcript of the gene homer, whose product is annotated as homer protein homolog 2. The transcript has 8 exons. The record is from RefSeq and is a predicted model, not a curated record. The coding region runs from base 125 to 1276 and encodes 383 amino acids. Gene Ontology annotation, biological process: regulation of store-operated calcium entry; G protein-coupled glutamate receptor signaling pathway. Gene Ontology annotation, cellular component: plasma membrane; dendrite; cytoplasm. Lineage: Eukaryota; Metazoa; Arthropoda; Insecta; Diptera; Culicidae. Gene Ontology annotation, molecular function: G protein-coupled glutamate receptor binding.